AUGUUCGCGAUGCCCGGGCUCGUCCACAACAGGACCUGGCGCGCGUACCUGGCAGAGAGAGGCAUCCGCUUCCACCCGGUGCCGCGCGGCGCAGACUCCACCCGGGACCCGAACGAUGACGCCAUCUGUCGGGAGGCACUCCGACUCGCCAAGUCACCAGUGCAAGCCAUUGCUCUCCUAGCCAGGAACGCGGACUUCGUGCAGCUAGCAGCCAAGUUGGAUCAGCAAGGCAAGGUGGCCAUCGUUGUCUUCAGCAGUGCAAGCCCCUCGCAGAAGCAGCUCUUUUCACAGGCGGGGUGGCAGGUGCUGGUCGCGAAGGAGGCAGACUUCCCGGUUCGAAUGAAAGCAUUUUUGUUAUCGGAUGGAUCUGGCGGAAUUGAUUACUUAGACCCUCCAGAGUCACUUGCCAACGUUGAAACAUGUGAUGACACCGUUGUUGCGUAUCUGCGCUCUCAUGGCUACAUGUCUACGAAUUCUUCGAGAACCAACGCCUCUGAAAUCGCUCCAGCUAUCGCCAAGCUUUGGUAUUGUAACCAAUUCGGGAGGUUAGAUGUGUUUCCUUACUGGUACGCAUUGCAGAGCAUGCUGGAUCUGAUUCGUGCGACACCUGAGAAAGUCAGCAAAGGCCACGGGCAAGCAUUCGCUUUCGUCCUGCCCGUGCGAAGGCAUAAGAGAGAGCCCCUGGAUGACGCCUCAGCCAGAAUUGCUGCAGGGGGUGGGCCCUUCAUCAUGCGAAACUCGCACGAUCUGGUGGAGAGAGUUCUCUUCCGAUUGGGCUACAUGGACUCAUGCUUGAACACCGACUUGAGUGAGGCCAUGCUAGUAUUUAGCCGCAUGGCUGUGAACAAGCGCCAGUUAUCAAAGAUUGGGCUAUACAGGCCAGGGGUUCCGCUGGGCGCGAGCGAGCUGAAGGCUGCAAUUUUGAGCGAUGCACAUGGGCCGACAUGGCAGCUCCCCCCACAGAGCGGCUCCGUUGUCCAGUAUCUGGUCGCGCGGGGGCUGCUGCCAUCGGCACAGGUGCCAACCGAGGACGUGCACGAAGCAAUGAAGAGCAUAUGUGCGGCAAACGGGCUGCCGGCGAUGAGGACUUACAAUGGGUAUCUGUGGCAGUUCCAGGCGCGCGUCCUGAACCUCAAUGAUCCGAGUCGGAGGCCGUCUUGA
Molecule: messenger RNA, 1161 nt
Organism: Prorocentrum cordatum
Lineage: Eukaryota; Dinophyceae; Prorocentrales; Prorocentraceae
Source: the annotation of a GenBank genome assembly